Molecule: messenger RNA, 850 nt
Organism: Ipomoea nil (Japanese morning glory)
Lineage: Eukaryota; Viridiplantae; Streptophyta; Magnoliopsida; Solanales; Convolvulaceae
Product: cyanate hydratase
Exons: 4
Coding region: 62-562 (166 amino acids)
Molecular function (GO): DNA binding; cyanate hydratase activity
Source: RefSeq, a predicted model, not a curated record
GCACGUCUAUUUAUUCUCUAAGUCUCUGCAAUUGUGAUAGACACUAAUUUUGUGAUCAAGCAUGGAUAAGCAUAGCAGCCAAUCGAGCUUGGUGGCGUCGCUACAGGACGUGCGGCGGAAUUCCGGCAAGACUUACAGUCAGAUUGCGGCGGAGACCGGUCUGACCAACGUCUAUGUAGCUCAGCUCUUGAAACGCCAGGCCCAGCUCAAGCCCGAGACUGUCCCCAAGCUCCGGGAAGCGCUGCCCAGCCUGGUCGAUCAUCAAAUUCAAGAAAUGAUGCGCCCUCCCAUGAGGUCCUACGAUCCCAAUCUUAUCCAAGAGCCCACUGUUUACAGAUUGAAUGAAGCUGUUAUGCAUUUUGGGGAGAGCAUUAAGGAAAUUAUUAAUGAGGAAUUUGGAGAUGGCAUCAUGUCAGCUAUAGACUUCUACUGCUCGGUUGAUAAAGUAAAAGGUGUAGAUGGAAAAGAUCGUGCCGUUGUGACAUUUGACGGGAAAUACUUGCCAUACACCGAGCAGAAGUCUGAGCAUAUGAUGUCACGACAGCAUCCAGGGGGGAAUUAGGGACAUGAUUACAAGCCAAACAAGUAAACUCUCGUUCAUUUCCAACUUCUGCUAUUCACCUCCCGUUAUUUUCUGGUGUAUCUCUUAUCUAUGAACUGCUGAGUGGUUUUAUCAGCGUAUUGUAAUUGGAAUAACCGACCCGUUUACGUGGUCAUAUGUUGUGUGUAUGAUUACUGAUUAGCGGUCAGUGUAGCUAUGUAGCUACGUGACUUAGUUAAUACAGUAUGAUAUAUCCGUUAAAAGGUUUAUUCUACCUUUUAAAGUCAAAUGAAUGACAUCAUUUUGCAA